Molecule: messenger RNA, 3801 nt
Organism: Paramisgurnus dabryanus
Lineage: Eukaryota; Metazoa; Chordata; Actinopteri; Cypriniformes; Cobitidae
Gene: trpc3
Product: transient receptor potential cation channel, subfamily C, member 3
Biological process (GO): calcium ion transmembrane transport; single fertilization; regulation of cytosolic calcium ion concentration
Cellular component (GO): plasma membrane; cation channel complex
Molecular function (GO): inositol 1,4,5 trisphosphate binding; store-operated calcium channel activity; protein binding
Source: RefSeq, a predicted model, not a curated record
CUCGUGACCCCUUCUUGUCAUGUUAAUGAUGCUGGCUGUGUUCAGACUGAUGGAGUUUGCUGGUGUUUAUGUGGGCAGGGCUCUCUGCCGCUUGCUCUUCUCAUGACGCGCUUCUGAAAGUGGUGCUGAUGCUGGAGUCGCCGUAUCACCUGCAGUGAGCAUCACUGGAGUCUGACAGCCGCUGCCUGUAUGUCCACCAAAGGAAGAACAUCAAGAUAUCAGAAAAGAGUCUCGAUAUCAGAAGAAGAAGAUGAGCAGUGCUGGAAAAAGGAGAACGGCGGUGUGGACGCACAUCACUUGAAAUCCGUCAAGACCGUCAGGGACUCGUCGGGAUAUUACCGGUACAACAUGAAAGUGUCGGAUGCAUUUCCCCAUCGUAGGAUGACCCUGCAGCGAGAAAAGGGACGUCGCCAGGCAGUUCGCGGCCCGGCAUUCAUGUUUAACUCCCGUGGCAACAGCCUUACAGCAGAGGAAGAGCGCUUCUUGGAUGCCGCGGAGUAUGGCAACAUCCCAGUGGUCCGCAAGAUGUUGGAAGAUUCCCCCACGCUUAACGUGAACUGCGUUGAUUAUAUGGGGCAGAAUGGACUGCAACUGGCAGUCGGCAACGAGCACCUGGAGGUCACCGAGCUGCUUCUGCGGAGAGACAACCUGGCUCGCAUUGGGGAUGCGCUCUUGCUGGCGAUCUCCAAAGGUUACGUGCGUAUUGUGGAGGCCCUGCUGAGCCACCCGUCGUUUGCUGGCGGCGAAAGACUGACUCGUAGCCCCUGCGAGUUGCAGGACGAUGACUUCUAUUCGUAUGAUGAGGACGGCACACGAUUCUCGCCGGACAUAACGCCCAUCAUUUUGGCUGCCCACUGCCAGAAGUACGAGGUGGUGCAUAUGCUGCUCAUGAAAGGAGCUAGGAUCGAACGUCCACAUGACUACUUCUGCAAAUGUGCCGACUGCACUGAGAAGCAGAGGAAGGACUCGUUCAGUCACUCCAGGUCCAGGAUAAACGCAUACCGUGGACUGGCAAGCCCAGCGUACCUCUCCCUCUCCAGCGAAGACCCCGUACUGACCGCUCUUGAGCUGAGCAAUGAGCUCACUAAGCUGGCAAACAUCGAGAAAGAGUUUAAGGAUAAAAAGAACCGUAAUAAAGAGACAUCGCAGCACUUCUUUCUGAAUGACUACAGAAGAUUGUCUAUGCAGUGUAAAGACUUUGUGGUUGGUGUUCUGGACCUGUGCAGAGACACUGAGGAAGUGGAGGCCAUUCUGAAUGGAGAUAUCUCAGCAGAGCUGGAGGAAGGGCAGCAUCAUCGCUCGCUGCUCAGCAGAGUCAAACUGGCCAUUAAAUAUGAGGUUAAAAAGUUUGUUGCUCAUCCAAACUGCCAGCAACAGUUAUUGACGAUCUGGUAUGAGAAUCUGUCUGGUCUUCGGGAACAAACCACUGCAGUAAAGUGUCUGGUGGUGCUGGUUGUGGCCCUUGGGCUUCCACUGCUGGCAGUGGGGUAUUGGUUUGCCCCAUGCAGUAGGCUCGGUAAGAUACUGCGAAGUCCCUUCAUGAAGUUUGUUGCCCACGCUGCCUCUUUUAUAAUCUUCUUGUGUCUGCUGGUGUUCAACGCUUCUGACCGGUUUGAAGGCAUCACCACACUUCCCAACGUCACUGUCACCGAUCAUCCUCUUCAGAUCUUCAGAGUCAAGACCACUCAAUUCACAUGGACAGAAAUCCUCAUCAUGGUCUGGGUAGCAGGAAUGAUGUGGUCGGAGUGUAAGGAACUCUGGACAGAGGGACCAAGAGAAUACAUCAUGCAGCUCUGGAACGUUCUAGAUUUUGGCAUGCUGUCCAUUUUUAUCGCAGCGUUCACUGCCCGGUUCUUUGCCUUCCUGCAGGCCAUGAAAGCCCAGGCGUAUGUGGAUGAGAAGAUCCACGCAACAGACCUCUCACUGGUCACACUUCCUCCAGACAUCAAAUACUUUACAUAUGCAAGAGACAAGUGGCUUCCCUCAGAUCCUCAGCUGAUAUCAGAGGGUCUGUACGCCAUCGCCGUGGUCCUGAGCUUCUCUCGUAUCGCCUACAUUCUUCCGGCCAAUGAGAGUUUCGGACCGCUCCAGAUCUCCCUGGGCCGCACAGUGAAGGACAUCUUCAAGUUCAUGGUCCUCUUCAUCAUGGUCUUCCUCGCAUUUAUGAUUGGCAUGUUCAUCCUCUAUUCCUACUACCUGGGGGCAAAGGUUAACCCCGCCUUCACCACGGUGGAGGAGAGUUUUAAGACUCUGUUCUGGUCUAUAUUCGGGCUGUCUGAGGUGUCCUCUGUGGUUUUGAAAUAUGAUCACAAAUUUAUUGAGAACAUUGGUUACGUGCUGUAUGGGAUUUAUAAUGUUACCAUGGUGGUGGUUCUUCUCAACAUGUUAAUUGCCAUGAUAAACAGCUCCUACCAGGAGAUAGAGGACGAUGCAGAUGUAGAGUGGAAAUUCGCUCGGUCCAAACUCUGGCUUUCAUACUUUGACAACGGCAAAACUCUCCCCCCUCCGUUCAGCAUUGUUCCCAGCCCAAAGUCUUUCUAUCAGUGCGUCAAGAGACUGAUCAACCUGCUCCGCUGUCGCAGGCGCCGACUAAAAAAUAAUGUUGAGCUGGGAAUGGACAACUCCAAAUCCAGACUGAAUCUCUUCACCCAGUCUAGCAUGAAGAUCCCAGAGUCUCACAGCUUCAGCAGCAUCUUAAACCAACCAACACGCUAUCAGCAAAUUAUGAAGCGUCUCAUCAAACGCUACGUACUGAAAGCGCAAGUGGACAGAGAGAACGAUGAAGUGAAUGAAGGUGAGCUGAAGGAGAUCAAACAGGAUAUUUCCAGUCUGCGAUAUGAACUUUUGGAGGAAAAAUCACAGGCUACAGAAGAGCUUUCACUCCUGAUCCAGAAACUCAGUGAUAAACUUAGCCCUCACCCCGACCACACACACUGACCCUGAAUCCUUCAUGCAAAGUAACAGUGGAGGGUGUAAGUUGAAUAUGCCAAGGUGACUAAAAGCCAUUGGUAGAUAGACUUCCUGAACUGAUCAACCGUAUCUUCUGUCUAAACCAAUGGUGUGAGUUUGUGAUGAGACUGUCUGUUUUCUUGUUUGGAAAACCUCUUUAUAUUCUGGUUCAUUUUAGUGCAGUUAGCACGCUAAAACUCAUACAGGUUAAAAAAUGCUGGUUUAUUUCGUUGGAUUUACUUCAUCUCAAAGAUUUUCCCUAAAGUUUUCCCUAAUAUUUAAACACUUAUUCCAUGAGAUAGUUUACUGGCUCUGUCCACAUCCCAAAUACCACAUUGGUCACCAUUAUCUUAUGGGGAAAUAUUUGACAAUGUUUAAGGCAUUGCUGAACACAUGAUUCUUUACACAAUUUUUUUUUUAAAUGUACAAUUACUAUGAAAAUGUAUUUUUUCAGAACAAGUUACAUCCAGCUGAACUAGUUUAAAAUAAAAGCAGAUGCAGUUACAGUAAGUCUGAUUUAAAGGAAAUCUAGGGGUACCAUUAAAUAUUGGUACUAGUUUAAUAUAGUGUUAUAAUGAUCACUUAUAAAUAUUUUAUUUAUUUGUUUGUUGCAGUAUUUAAUCUGUUUCUGCACUGCAAAAAAAAAUGAAUGUCCUACUUAGUUUUGUUUUCCAGUACAAAUGUCUAAGAAUUCUUAAAUUGAGAUACAUUUACUUGAUAAGUAAAGUGGCUUAAGAUUUUAAGCCUUGGUUACUGAACUAAAUUAUGAAAUUUAAGAGGUAAAAGCCUAAAACAAGUAAAAAUAUCUGCCAGUGCGGUAAGAAAAAUAAACUUAACCCUUGUGCAUUGUUU